AUGUCAGACUCGGAGAAGAAGUCGCCCGUGACGGUGCCCAAGCCGGUGCUGGUGAGGGUUCCGACAAUUAACGAUGUCUCGACCUCGCCGACAUCAAGCGAAUUCACCCUCACGGAUGGUGACAACGGACUCAUUUCCGAGAAGGUCAUCUCUCAUGAGAUGGGCUCAUCAGAGAUAAACUCAAACCAUACUCUCGAUGUCGAGGCUCAGACGGAGCAUGCGAAGCCCAGGCGGUUUGCAUUUGUGCGGUACAGCAUCUUGACUCUGUACCGCCGGCUAUUCACACUCGUAUUCUGCUGCAACGUCGGACUUUUCGUCUGGAUCAUGGUCUCGCGGCAGAAGCUGCUCCCGUUGGUGAAUGCUACCGCGGCCAACUUGUUGGCCUGUGGCUUGGCUCGACAGCCACUUGUGAUCAAUGCCAUCUAUCGCAUCGUGCUGUCUGUCCCCAGGUCAGCACCCUUUGCAUUGCGGCACAUGGCCUGUAAGGUCUACCACUAUGGCGGAGUGCAUAGUGGCUGCGGCAUUGCAUCCCUCAUCUGGUACCUGGGUUUCGUCGGAGUCAUGUCGCAUCAGUACUGGAGUCCCGCUGUCGAUAGCACUGCGAUGGCCGCCAGCCUGUCCGCCACUCCUGUAGCACUGGCGUAUGUGAUUCUUGCGUUGCUGUUGGCCAUUGUGAUUGUGGCACAUCCCACGUUCCGGAUGAAACUUCAUGAUUAUUUCGAGCUCAUCCAUCGAUUCUCGGGCUGGCUGAUUGUGAUGCUCUUCGUUGCAUUGCUGUUGGUAUUUUCGCAUGAGAUCAGCCGGGCUCAAGGACAAACGCUGGGCCAAUUUCUCAUUGCUUUACCCGCGUUCUGGUUCCUGCUUGUCACCGUCGUGGCCAUCGUCCAGCCGUGGGUGAUGCUGCGCAAAGUCCCCGUCCGAGCUGAGGUCCUCUCCACUCAUGCUGUGCGGCUGCACUUUGACCACGCCACUACCACCUUUGGCAAAGGCACUCAGCUGGCCAAACAUCCUCUGCGGGACUGGCACGGGUUUGCCACUUUCCCCGAUAUCACCCCGUCUGGACCGCGCGGAAAGCCCAGUUUCUCCUGUCUUGUGUCUAAGGCGGGUGACUGGACAGCCGAUACAAUUCAGAACCCACCCACCCAUCUCUGGAAGCGUGGAGUACUUCUUUAUGGCUUUGCAUACUCCAUGCGGGUAUUUAAAAAGGUGAUUGUCGUGACCACCGGCUCGGUAUCGGUCCCUGUCUGUCGUUCCUUGGGGACGACAAUCGUCCUGAGCUGCGGGUUCUCUGGCAAACUCGUGCACCUCUCAAAACCUAUGGCCAAGAGGUGA
Molecule: messenger RNA, 1332 nt
Organism: Penicillium oxalicum
Lineage: Eukaryota; Fungi; Ascomycota; Eurotiomycetes; Eurotiales; Aspergillaceae
Product: integral membrane protein TmpA
Exons: 1
Coding region: 1-1332 (443 amino acids)
Biological process (GO): conidium formation; regulation of conidium formation; sexual sporulation resulting in formation of a cellular spore
Source: RefSeq, a predicted model, not a curated record